AUGCUUCCCUUCUUUGGCCAUGGCUCGUCCUCGGGCACUCGGCCGACCGGUCAGAGAGCUCAGGGCGCCUCAUCCAACAACGGCGCCCGACCCCCCGCACCGGUGGCUCGGCCGCAUCCCAGCCCUGCUGCGCAAGUGAUGGCAGCCCGUCCCGCGGCCUCACACGGCCAGCAAAGUGCGGCCGCUGCUGCUCCGGCUGCUGCGUCGGCCCCAAACCGUCCCCCCGUCCCGCAGGAGCAACAGCAGGGCCCUUCCAUGCGUCUGCCCGUCGCUCAAUACGCCGUCACCAACAACAGCGCUCCCCCCGUCCUGGCCUUGGCCGCCGCACCCCCUUCACCCUCGCAAGGCCAGCAGGCAGCUGCGGCAGCAGCAGCUGCCUGCUGGCCAUGUCCGUAUCCGUACCCGACACCGUACGGAUAUCCGUAUCCGUACCCGACACCGUACGGAUACCAUCCAGACAGAUACCCUGGCGUUGCCGUCCCCUCCUACGCUGUCGGCUCCUCGCAGCUGCACGAGGCAGGGCGUGGGCGUGGGGGGUUGCGCAUCAAUAUCCCAGUGACGACGCUGGUGCAGGUGCGCAACCCCCUGGGCCACCCCAAUGACGACGCUGGUCUAGGUGGUGCACCAGCGGCAGCAGCAGCAGGUGGCCAACCGCCGGUGAAGGUUCCGCGGCUGCCGGACGAUGUGUGCAAGUUCAUCGACGACCUGCGGGAGAAACCAGGUACCAGAUACGCGGCCGCACUGGCCCGCACCCGCACCAAACGUCUGAUUGAUGGUGUGUGUCCUUAUUUGUGUGCAGAAUUCCUUCCCCGGUGCCCCAUCACGUUGGGCGUUCCCCACCAGCCAGUGCACAGCGCCACCUCCCAGACGAUAUACGAGUACGAAGCCAUCUGUCACCACCUCGACCGCGUAAGUGAGAGGGAGGGGACCACCACAGCACAGCAGCAUUGACCAAAGGACACGCCACUCCACUCCCCCCUAUCUUUCGGUUUGAUGGACAGAGCGGCCGCAGCCCCACCAGCAGGCAGCGACUGACCAAGGACGGCCUCGUCGCCGACCGCAAUGCGCUCAGGUUCAUCGAGGGCUGGGCAAGGGACCAGAUGCAGAAAGACCAGAACAAGAGAGGCGGCCCGCCGGGCGGCAACGGGGCAUCGAAGCGCCAGAGGGUCGAGGGGAAUGGUUGUAGCGGGCAGGGAGAGGGGCGGGAGGGGGUAGUGGCUGACGAUGACGAGGAAGGCUCGCCCACGACGGCCGUCGUCCUGGGGCGACCUCCCGCCAACCUUAUUAGCGCGGUGAGUGACCUUAAGGGAAGGCACGCCGAUGAAUGCAUGUAGCGGCAUGUGUUGUGUUGUGUUGUGUUGUGUCAGGUCAAGGCCGCCCCCGAGACGGUGCUGACGGGCAUGAUGCAGUGGUUUGGCGAACUCCACACCCACGCCGAGCCGUCCGACAAGCAGGUCAGGGAGAUGCAUAGGGGCGGUGACCUGGCGCACACACCAAGUCAGACAAUGGAUGCUGCUUGAUAUUUGUCUCUGUUGGCCAGGUAGAUCACCUGAAGGAGAUUUUGCGCCUGUACCCUACCGUCGACGACCUCUUCCGCGAGUGGCUGUGCUCAUCCGUCCCACCCAAAGGCGAGGCCACCAGCACCCGUAUGUACAGAUGGGCAGAUGCACCCAAAAGUGCCAUUUUCAUACCGAGGUUGUCUUGUGUCUUGCGUGUUCAGCUGGUGGUGCCGCAGCGGCAGCUGCUGCUGCCGCUGGUGAUGGUGAUGGUGAUGGUGAUGGUGAUGGUGAUGGUGGCGUUGGUGGGGGGCACUGCUGGCCCUGGUGGAGGAAAGGGUGGUUCUCCCGCCCUUGGACGCACACCAACACCGGUAAGCCGCGAGGAUGGAUGGAUGGAUGGAUGGGCUUGCAAACAUUGUAUGUGUGCGCGUGUGCAGAUGAUAGCUACUCGGACGUUGCCAACGUCACCUUCAAGACGGGCGUGUCGGCCAUCCUGCGGGAAAUGUACCCUGGCACCACAUGAGCUCAUUGUCGACCCAGAUAGACUGUCUAUAUCGAAUCGUCGUUCCUAUGUAUCCCCCGCACGAACGGGCUGCACACCGUUGGAAAAGGGAAACGACCCGUUGUUUGGGAGGAUGUGUGAAAAGUGGAUGGAUGGAUGGAUGGAUGAAAGCACACGUCACUC
This is a messenger RNA of Vitrella brassicaformis, 2184 nucleotides long. The record is from the annotation of a GenBank genome assembly. NCBI's taxonomy places the organism in Eukaryota, Vitrellaceae.